Lobosporangium transversale is the source of this 765-nucleotide messenger RNA. Its product is annotated as P-loop containing nucleoside triphosphate hydrolase protein. Gene Ontology annotation, molecular function: RNA binding; RNA helicase activity. The transcript is spliced from 2 exons. NCBI's taxonomy places the organism in Eukaryota, Fungi, Mortierellomycota, Mortierellomycetes, Mortierellales, Mortierellaceae. Bases 203 to 757 code for a protein of 184 amino acids. The record is from RefSeq and is a predicted model, not a curated record.
GUGCUUUUUAUUUUAUUUUAUUCUUAUUUUCUUUUUUGUGUGACAUGAAAUUGAUGGAUAUCAAUGGGAGAAUUUAUGCAGGGGCGAGAUUCCCGUUACAUCUCUUUUUGUUGUUGUCUUAAUCAUCUUCAUCUUCAGUCCUCUUCUUUCUUUUUCUUUCCCUUCUUUCCUUCCUUCCUUUCUUCUUUCUUUAUUCUUCAUCAUGACAGUUGAGCUCAACAAUGACAAGCCAUUGCCGUCUCUCGAUGGUCUGCAACACUAUUACAUCCCCUUGGAAAAAGAGGAAUGGAAACUGGAUACACUUCAGGAUCUGUUUGAAAGUGUCGUGAUGACCUAUGUAAUCCUAUACUGUAACACAAUUGAGAGUGCGAAGCAAGUUCAGGAAAAAUUACAAGGCGGCAUGAACGUCGAUACAGGAAUAGUGUACGCUGGAAUGGAUCAAGAUGAACGUCAAAAUGUUUUGAGCGAUUUCCGAAAUGGGAUGCAUCGAGUCCUGGUUGUGGUAGACUUGCCCAGAUCCAGUGUGGAGGUUGUAGCACAGAUCGGAGUAUAUAUUAAUUAUGAUCUGCCAGUUAUUCCAGCAGACUAUGCACAUCGAGUUGGAUCGAGCGACAGCCGGUUUGGACGUCGAGGCGCUGUGUUCAACUUUGUGGUCACAGAGGGAGAACAUGCGCAAUUGAAAGACAUAAGAGAGUUGGAAGUGUAUUAUUCAGCUGAGAUUACAGAAAUGCCCAUGAACAUUACAGAGUUAGUAUAAAAAAAAAA